AUGGAGGAGACUAACAGUGAUCCUGAUGUAAGGUCUGACGAGGGAAUGGAUGAUAAUGCUAGUGAUGACGACGAUGAAGACUAUCCUGAAAUGGAAAUGUCCUUCCAACCUGUCGUCUCUGAAAAGGACCAAACUAAACCAUACGAAGUCGAAUACACUACCCACUCACGAGCUGCCAUCGAAAAGACUCAGCAAAAGGAAAUAUCUCUCGUCGCCGGAAUCCUAGGUUGUGCCGACCAACAUGCUGCUACACUACUACGCUACUUUAAAUGGAAUAAAGAUAAGCUCAUGGAAAAGUACAUGGACAACCCCGUAGCCAUAUCUGCUGCCGCUGGUGUCAUCCUCGACUCGACAAAGCAACCCAGAUACAUCCCACUAAAAGGCUUUGUCUGUGACGUGUGUUGCAACGACGAGGACGGCCUGCAAACGCUAGCCUUAUCUUGCAACCAUCGAUUCUGUCGCGAUUGCUACGAACAAUAUCUCACUCAAAAGAUUUGUGAAGAAGGUGAAUCUCGUCGCAUCCAAUGUAUGGCCACAUCAUGUAAACUCAUUGUCGAUGAAAAGACUGUCGAAAUGGUCGUCAAACCCCAAGUAUAUACUCGCUACCGUGAACUUUUGAUGCGAACAUAUGUAGAUGAUAACGAAUUCCUCAAAUGGUGUCCUUCUCCCAACUGUGAAUAUGCCGUAGAAUGCCACAUCCCUCAAAACCAACUCACCGAAGUAGUACCAUCUGUCCAAUGUACCUGUACACACCGCUUCUGCUUUGGCUGUGGACUACCUGAUCAUCAACCAUGUAUCUGUGCUCUUGUCAAACUAUGGAAUAAGAAGUGUGAAGAUGACUCGGAAACUGCAAACUGGAUUUCUGCAAACACGAAGGAAUGUACAAAGUGCAACUCUACUAUCGAGAAGAAUGGUGGAUGCAACCAUAUGACAUGCAAGCGAUGCAAACAUGAGUUUUGUUGGGUAUGCAUGGGUCCAUGGCAAGAUCACGGUACGCAAUGGUAUAAUUGCAACAGAUUUGAUGAGAAACAAUCCAUUGAUGCUCGGGAUUCACAAGCCAAGUCGAGGCAAGCCUUGGAACGAUAUCUGUUUUACUACAAUCGAUUUGCCAACCAUGAUCAAUCUGCCAAACUCGACAAGGACUUUUAUGAAAGGACGGAACGAAAGAUGGAAGAGAUGCAAAAGAGCUCUGAACUGUCCUGGAUUGAAGUGCAAUUCCUACGCAAGGCCGUCGAUGUCCUCGUUGUUUGUCGAAUGACACUCAAGUGGACAUACUGUUUUGCAUAUUAUUUAGCACGCAACAACACCACCGAAAUCUUUGAAGACAAUCAAAAGGACUUGGAAAUGGCUGUCGAACAACUAUCAGAAUUAUUAGAAAAGCCUAUAGAACCUGAAAAGAUUGCCGAGCUCAAACAACAGGCGAGUACUGUUCAUCGUAUCAUAGUCUUGGACAAAACCGUCUAUGUAUCAAGUCGAAGAGAGGUCCUCUUGACUGAUACUACAGCAGGAUUGAGUGAAGGAAGAUGGUCCUACAAUCCCGAGCUCACAGGAAAGUUGGGUGGAAAGUUCAACACUACGAGUGUUGCUUCUUCAUCGUCAGCCCCAUUAUAA
This is a messenger RNA of Synchytrium microbalum, 1611 nucleotides long. RefSeq lists its product as uncharacterized. Gene Ontology annotation, cellular component: cytoplasm; ubiquitin ligase complex. Gene Ontology annotation, molecular function: zinc ion binding; ubiquitin conjugating enzyme binding; ubiquitin protein ligase activity. The transcript has 5 exons. Gene Ontology annotation, biological process: ubiquitin-dependent protein catabolic process; positive regulation of proteasomal ubiquitin-dependent protein catabolic process; protein polyubiquitination. The record is from RefSeq and is a predicted model, not a curated record. The coding region runs from base 1 to 1611 and encodes 536 amino acids. Lineage: Eukaryota; Fungi; Chytridiomycota; Chytridiomycetes; Synchytriales; Synchytriaceae.